AUGGAGGGAGUUGUUGCCAUGGUGAUUAGAGAUGGCAGUGGAAAUGAGGGUGUUGGUGCUAGAAUAGGUGGUGGAGGUGACAAUGGAGAUGAGGAUGAGAAAAGCUGCUGCACCAAGGGCACCGCAUGUUAUAAAAGGUUGACGGAGCCUGAGGACCGACCUUUGGCCAAGAGACGCAGAUGCUGGCUCCCAGGAGAGCAACAACGGUUGUUGGCACAGAUGGAAACCGAGUGGCAAGCCCGGGGUGUGCACGGAACUCUCCAGCGUCUGCUCUCGUCUGGGCCCAGGUUUAAGCCAACAAGAGGGUUCCUUGUCACCCUGGGCAGAAGCACAGGGAACUUUGUGAAGCCACUCUUGGAGAGUGAAAUAGAAAGAAGCCAUAGAGUACUUUCAGAAUGUCUGACCUGGUUUUACCCUGGAAUUGCCAAGCAAUGCAGGAGCAAAUGCUGUCCUGCAAAGGAGACGGACUUACCUUGUCAUGGGCAGCGACAGCUCUCGGUGGUGAAUGUAAUAGGGCAAGGAAAUGUGGACAAAUCCAGAGCAGUAACUGGAGAACUAGCAAAAAGAGUGGGCUGGCUGAAGGCCAAAUGCAACUUUGUUAAAAGAAAAUAUCUGCAGGAUGAUUUUUUUCAAAAUGGAAAUGUUGGGUUUGAAGAGGAACUAAAACAAAUUAUUAAACUUCUGCCAACAUGCAGGCAAACCAUGCUCUUUUCUGCCACACAAACUAGAAAAGUUGAGGACUUGGCAAGGAUUUCUUUGAAAAAGGAGCCAUUGUAUGUUGGUGUUGAUGACAAUAAAGCUAAUGCAGCAGUGGAUGGUCUUGAGCAGGGCUAUGUUUUUUGUCCCUCGGAAAAGAGAUUCCUCCUACUCUUUACAUUCCUUAAGAAGAACGAGAAGAAGAAACUGAUGGUCUUCUUUUCAUCCUGUAAGUCUGUGAAAUACCACUAUGAGUUGCUGAACUACAUCGAUUUGCCUGUCUUGGCCAUUCAUGGAAGGCAGAAGCAAAAUAAGCGUACAACCACAUUCUUCCAGUUCUGCAACACAGAUUCAGGGAUAUUAUUAUGUACUGAUGUGGCAGUGAGAGGGCUGGAUAUUCCUGAAGUUGACAGAAUUGUUCAGUAUGACCCUCCAGGUGACUCCAAGGAAUAUAUUCAUCGUGUGGGAAGAAUAGCCAGAGGCCUAAACGGGAGAGGGCAUGCCUUGCUCAUUUUAUGCCCUGAGGAAUUGGGUUUCCUUCAUUACCUGAAGCAAUCCAAGGUUCCAUUAAGUGAAUUUCAGUUUUCCUGGCCCAAAAUUUCUGACAUUCAGUCUCAGCUUGAAAAAUUGGUUGAAAAGAACUAUUUCCUUCAUAAGUCAGCCCAGGAAGCAUAUAAGUCCUACAUUCGAGCGUAUGAUUCCCACUCUCUGAAACAGAUCUUCAAUGUUAAUAACUUAAAUUUGCCUCAGGUUGCUCUUUCGUUUGGUUUCAAAGUGCCUCCUUUUGUUGAUCUGAGCGUGAACAGCAAUGACGGCAAGCUUAAAAAGAGAGAAGGCGGCGGUGGCUUCGGCUCCCAGAAAGCCAAAAAAGUCAAGAAGUCCAAAAUCUUCAAACACAUUAGCAAGAAGUCCUCGGACAGCCGGCACUUCUCCCACCAAAGACACAUCUUCCUUUUGUCUCGAAUAGCUUUGUCCUGA
Molecule: messenger RNA, 1674 nt
Organism: Neogale vison (American mink)
Lineage: Eukaryota; Metazoa; Chordata; Mammalia; Carnivora; Mustelidae
Product: ATP-dependent RNA helicase DDX18-like
Exons: 7
Coding region: 1-1674 (557 amino acids)
Biological process (GO): maturation of LSU-rRNA from tricistronic rRNA transcript (SSU-rRNA, 5.8S rRNA, LSU-rRNA)
Cellular component (GO): nucleolus
Source: RefSeq, a predicted model, not a curated record